This is a messenger RNA of Gryllus bimaculatus (two-spotted cricket), 5165 nucleotides long. The record is from the annotation of a GenBank genome assembly. NCBI's taxonomy places the organism in Eukaryota, Metazoa, Arthropoda, Insecta, Orthoptera, Gryllidae.
CUUCAUAAACCUCCACAAUCUCUUCUUUCACUUCCUCAGGCUCCAGAUGCAUUGUGGUCGGAGGAUCUAACUCCUUCUCAUAAUCCUCUAAAAUCUCUUCUUUUACAACUUUCAUAGGCUCAAGAAAAAAAGAGGCUGAAGGUUUUAACUCCUCCUCUUGUGGCUGGAGCUUUAAAUCUUUGGUGAUUGCGUCGAUUACACAAAAAGUCGCCAAACCCUUUUCCCCUGUUCCCUGCAGCCGUCAGCAAUGCCCCACAAUACGGACAUAGAACAUUGUUAGGCACAAGUCUUUGUUGACGACACCACUGUAAACAUCUCUCUUCGUUUUUCACAAUAUUCACUAAGCUCACCCAAUUCAUUGCCACUGUAAUAUGUACUUCAGUCUAUUUACACAGUCUGUUAAUAGACCGUGAUUAUACGAUGGAAAUGCAUUAUACGAUGGAUUUACAUAUGCAUGCACAUGUGCGACCCAAUGCCACUGUUAUGUUGACAGAACGACUUCUGAAAAAACUAACGAUUGUUAAGUUGGCAACAUUUCAUCCAAUGAAUUACGAAUGCCGUGACGGUCCCCGAGACCUUUUCUCGUGUAUUUUAGUACUUACCAUCGUCUCAAUUCUAGAUUUCUUUGCCACUUCAUAAGUUUCAUAAUUUCUUCCUGUCAUUCUUCUUGGUGUUUUUUUCUUCAGUGCGAUAGUUUUUGGCGGGUUUGCAACAUCAAACAAAGUUGGAACAGCAUCAGGUUUCAACCUGUUUUUUUGAAAGUUACCAAACAUAAUACUUUCAAAGUGAUCACUACAUAUUGUACAAUUUUUAUUUAAAUAUGAAGCAUCUUUUUUUGACAAGUCUUCUCUCCUGCAAUUUAUAGUCCAUCUCUUCGCCCGUUGCUCGUCCUUGGGAAAGCCAAAAAAGCUGAUGUUCUUAUUUGUAUUUGAAUUAUUUUUACAGUUCGGCGCCGAGCACCAACGACCUCCUUUUCUUAAACGAGCACUCAUUAUAAAACGCGCACAUCAAAGCUUUUCAAUUCUUGCUGCAAAUGCAGAACGAAUAUCCCCUUGUGCUACGUGCGUCUUUGCUAAUGGUACACGCACCAAAUAAAAUAAGAAAUACUGAAAUAAAACACACCGCCCCACUAAAGCUGACAGCUCGUACAGCAGUUUACUCGGUCUCAAUAUGGCGAUGCGCAUCAACUCGGCGCAUGAAUUGUGGGUAACUUUUCCUUUUGUGUAAUUCCUCGUAAUAACUUUUCUGAGCUUCAGAUCAUUUGUUUACAAGUGAAAGUGUCUGCCAAAGCGUCUGUCAAAGGGCGCAAAUGCUUCAAUUUGUGCUCUGUAUCCACCAGGGAAUAUUUUCCUCCAUGCGCCAGGGGUUGCGAGUGCGACGGUGCGAUGCCUUCAGCGCCAGAACUUCCAGAAGGUAUAUAACGUUCCCUUGUCAACACUCCGUGACCGGGGGAAGAGGACGAGAUGUUUUCACUUUGCCAAGAGGCAAUGUUGGCGGGAAACGUUUGCAAAACAACUUAGAGAUUAGAGAGACCCAGAGAUGUGCAAUAGUAAAUAGAAGUCAUAGAAGAAUUGGAAAAUGCGUAUAAAUUGAAUAAACCACUAUUACAAGUGCUUGUCUGUGUUGAUUGUGCUGCAAAAGUAGUGUGCGAUUUUGUUAUUAAACUACUAAAAUGGAUAUAAGUCGCAAAAAGCGUGUGCCAGCGAUGGAUGGACUAGCUGAAAAAAGUAUAGGGCUCGGGGAACAUAAUCAUGAUCUACAACUGUACGUUCUUCCACCUACGUCUACAAUUCAACUUGCGGAGAUGUAUGAUUUAGCUGUUGAGCGAAUGAAAGUGUUAAGGAUUCUUGAACAGACUUUACCCCGAGUGCCAUCUAGAAAUAUGGAUGAUAAGAAAUCAGCAGUGUUACAUGAAUUGAAGAAACAAAAUUUAAAAACAUUUGCAAAACUGCUGAUAUCAACGGGGAAUGAACAGUCAGGGAUACAAACAAAUGAUCGUAUUAAGGAUCAUCUUUCCCAUUUUAUUGUUCGACUUGCUCAUUGCCAAUCCGAGAAUUUAAGAAAUUGGUUUUUAAAUAGAGAACUGGAACUUUUUCGCUUACGCUUUCUUUCCCUGAAUGCACAAGGAGUUCGCAGUUUCCUGGAGGCAAAUCAGCUUCAUUAUUCACCUAUUACUGAUGAAGAAAAAAGUUCUGUGUUGAAGGGACUACUGUCAUCAACAGCUGGAGCUACUCAUGCAGGAGUUGAGACAAUUGACUUUUAUAAAGUUCCUUUCACAGAUGUGUUGGAUUUAAUCACUACACGCAAAGUGUAUCUGUCUAGAGGAUAUGCUUACAUUCCAAGCCGAGAUCUUUUAUCUGUUAUCAGCUCUAUUUUCAGGUCCAACUUACUUCGAAAUCUUCAGAUAACAGCUAGCAGCAUUGUUGAUUUGGAAGAAGAUGAACGUUUAAAGCCUCUACUCAAUCUUCACAAAUUGGAUUUUGCUGAAACUUAUGAUUACAAGAAAGCUGAAGGGGUCGUGUCACCGGAAGAUUUAGAUCCUUUAUCACGAGUCUCGUUCCCGCCAUGUAUGAGCAGUUACACGAGUCUAUACGAAAACUCAUCAUGCAAAACAUGGUACUCGUAUGCAGUAUGGACUCUUCUUGAAGAUACGAUUUUGGAGGAUGAAUUCACAAAGACCAUGACACCUGAAAAAAGUCAUUACUUGUAUAAUAUUCGCCACAACUACGGGCAGGAAGGUAAGCGAACUGCCUACUCUGCAUUCUCUUGUAUGAAGAUUUUGAGUGGAUCUGUGGGCGCAGGAGAUUGUCAUGGUUGCCCCUUUAAACACAAUAGCCAACAUCUUUUGAAGCAACAACUUGAGAACUACGGCAUUCCCCUGUUAGGAAUUCAAUCCAUUAUGGACUUCGUAUCACAGCAGCAGUACCAACUUGCAUGCACAAAGUAUUUUGAGAUAACACAUCCCUCUGCAACAGUAGAAGUUAUAUAUCACCCGAAUCAAUUUUUUGAAAUGAGUCGAAAAAUACAUACUGGAGUUGAUGUUCCCUCAAGGAAGGACUUUGAAUCAAGCAGGAGACGAAUCAAAACAGAAAAAGUUGUUUCAGAUGAAUCGAGUGUUAAUAACGGUUCUCAUAAUGUUGAGGAAAACGAUUCAGUGUGGGAUGCAAUGGAUGUUGAUGUUUCAUUGCUUAUAGAGGAGGCAGAGAAGAACAAUAAAGGAGCUGCUUAAUUGCAUAGAAUUAUGAAGAUGGUUAUUUAGAAGAAGAGACACAAAGAAUUGACAAUAAUUCUUAUUACUAUUGCAUCUACAAUAUGUAUAUAUAUAUAUAAGAAACAUUGUUUAAAUUUCCUAAGAUGCACUCAAGUAAGUAAUUUGAACCAGAAAGAGCUGUUGGAGAUGAUAAUAAAGAGCAUAAUCAGGAAGACACUUAACGACUUGUGUCAUACUCUCUCACCGAGUGGAGAUGUGAGAGAAGGUGCGUGUUUCGCGGUUUCUUGGCCAUAUGACCACAGCAGAAAAGGAUUAAAUGUCGAAGUGCCUGAAACACACAAAAUCAUGUGAAAGAUUUAAUUCAAACAAAUGAAAUGUGACCACAGGUAUGAAAAUUGAUUAAAUUAAACUACAAAUUCUAAUUACCAGAUGUAGGUGUAGAAAGUGAAUGUAAUAAAGCUGGUUUCCUAUUGGGGACUACUCAUUUGUUGUAUUUUAUCUUCCUCUUCACUGUUUUGAAGGUUAAUUAAUAAUUCUGGUACUUCAGAAAAAUAUUUAUUAUCUUAAUUCUAUUAAUCCAAAAUUAUUUUGUCAGUAUGAGUAACAGAAGUACUGAUUCCUUUUCUUCGGUGUCCUCUAGAGAUCUUCAAAUUUGUAUGUAACUGUGAAUAUAAAAUAGUAACAUUAUAACAUUCAAAGCAAGCAAAAUAUUUUAGUCAAUACAAUGCUUCUUCUAAGGCUCUGAGUCAAUACAAUGCAAUGUAAUUUUCUUUUAUACAACAAUGGAUUUUAUUUCGUGGUGCUACAAAAUAACUCAAUUGAUUUAGACUUAACACUAAUGCUAUCAGAUAGCAUGACAAAUACUGAACAUAUUACCAAGAAUAGUAGAUAAAAAGCUAAAGUUUAAAUGGCAGCCCAAAGCUGAUUUAGCGAACAUGAAAAAAAGGAGUGUCUGUUAGGCAAGUUGUAAUUUAAUUUUUGUUUAUAAGGUUAUACAGUUGUUAUAAAAUUCAGUUCAAAUUCAAGUAUGUAUAUUAUUAUUUUGAGGGGAAGUAAUCUAUUAAUUUCAUUUUUCAAAGCAUUUAUAUUUUAUAAUAUGAAAAUCAAAAACUCAAAUAUGAUUUGCCCCAUAAUUAAAUUAAUAACAUUUCAGUUGUUUUUAGGAUUCAGUUGAUCUCUUGUGACAAUUGUGAUCUAUUUUUUCUCAUUUAUUAAAGGUAGUAUUAUUUAUUCCUCUUAAGUUAAAACUUCAUAAUUAAAAUAUUUGUAAAUAUACUUCAAAAAUAUGAUUGACUUAAAAUUUAAUGUAGAAAAUAUUCUACUAAACGGAAUUAUGAAGUUCAGUUCCAAUAGCUGAUGUAAAGUAAUUUUUUGAACAGUAUUAUUGUAACUGAGGUUCACCCACUUACAAGAUACUGAUGAAAAAUUUGGUGUCUUGCUCGAAAUUGAGGGUCUGUGUUAUAACAUGAACACAAAACUUAUCAAAUGUAUAUAUCAAUAUUCAAAUUAGUAUGUUAACUGUUGCUAAUUCUAUUGCAAGCUGUGAGAUACUUCAGCAAGUUAAAAUUGAUUCUAUGCUGUUUGAAAGCUUCAGUGAGACAAAAAUGAUAGUGAGGAUUUGGCUCUGUUGAGUGUUGAUAGAGAACAUACUGAGAAAAUUGACUUAUAUUCUGUCAUUGAGGAACUUGGACCAGUAAAAUCAAGGAAAGAGCUCUACUCAGUUACACAAAAAAUUGGUAAUGUUAUCACAUUUAUGAGUGUCACUGUUAAAGUAUAUGAAUAAGUAAUAAAGUAUAAGAAUAGUUGUCACUUUAGUUUUUGUAGUAAUUUUAUUAUUUUUGUGAGUUGUUUGUGGUUAAUAUUUUUUUAAAAUAGUAAGAGUUUUGUCAUUGCAUUUUUACAACAAAUGUUAAUAAAUAUCAAUAAACAUGAAUUGUUAUGCUCUCGUCCCAUA